AUGAAGUACUUCUCGGGACUCAAGAGCAUGUCCACAAUCCUGAAGAAAUCCCCUAAGAUCAGCAAGAAGUUUGAGGCUUUGUCGAAGAAAGCGGAGGUAAUAACGACACUACAGCGCAACCCGACCUUGAGCAAGAUUAACACCGCCGCGAAGAAAGACCCCAAGAUUCUCACGAAGAUCGUAACCAACCCGGAGAGCAUGAAGACACUGUCGAAGCAGCCAGACGUGAUCCAACUGUCCAAAACACUGUUGAAAAAUGGCAUCAGGAUUACAAGAAAAGAGGGCAUCGAUAUUUUCCGGGCGAUCAAAGCAAAUUUCUGGGAUAUCGUGGCCAUCACUGCUGGUUACAACCAGGGCAGCUCGUUGUCGUUCUGCGACUCGCUCUCGUCGUUCGUCAGCUCGUCCACGUCCGGCAGCUCGUUCUCGUCCGUCAGCUCGCCGUGCGCCGCUGCAAGGGCUGUGGGUGCCCCCACUUGCUCUCGUCCGGGUACAAACCCAAGAGAGCGCUCGCUAGCUCGCGCGGCGACGGAGCACGCCACCCGUCGCGCGCUGCUCACCACUCGCUUCGAUCCGUUCCUCGGACCGCUGCCCACGGCGACCCUCUAG
Phytophthora sojae is the source of this 606-nucleotide messenger RNA. RefSeq lists its product as hypothetical. Bases 1 to 606 code for a protein of 201 amino acids. NCBI's taxonomy places the organism in Eukaryota, Oomycota, Peronosporomycetes, Peronosporales, Peronosporaceae. The record is from RefSeq and is a predicted model, not a curated record. The transcript has 2 exons.